UUUUUUUUCUUGCAAAUUUGGAGGCUGUUGUUUUCCUUUUAAGUGAACAGUUCCCUGAUAUUUGCAAAUAAUUCCAAGUUGUGCGAUGCUACAACUUUUCACUGUCAAAACCCAAAUUCCCUCACAUGCCCCAGUCCUUUACAAGUCUUGUGUUCCCUAGGGAUUGCCAGAAAACAGCCAGGCAGCCCAAGGAGCUCUGUGGAAGCUGGGGAUCCCCACUGAUGGUGCUUUGCUGCCCUGGAGUGAUGCACACAAUUUUUACCAGGGAAAUGCAAGAGUGUGUCUGGUUGCUCAUUGUCUUACUUGCUCUGUGAGUGCAGUGAGAUGAAUUUCUGAGCAACAGUUGGAGUUCAGAGGGCUGUGCCUGCUCCGUGUAUCAGUGGUGAAGAAAGCUGCAAAGGGGUGAAUGAUGCUCUUCCAGAUGGAAAAGUUAAUGGGUUUGGAGUCAAAGCUGAGUGGCAGCAGGGCUUGUUUGGAUAUGGGAAUGUUCUGGAACAAUUCUGGGCCUGUUAGUGUGUUCUUCCCCAGAGAUGGCUGGAAGGGAUGGGUUUUCCUCAGGUUCAUUUGGUCUCUGUCAUCGUUGUACAUAUAAUCCUAUUUGCAGCUUCCUUUUCUGGCCGUAUUUGAUUACCGUUAGCUUAAAUGAAUUGUGAAGAGCCUUGAUCCAAACUGAGCAUCCUGUGCACAUCUCUUAGUUGACUUUAAUAUGCAACUUCAAAACAUGAAGCAAGGAAAACCACUGGCAUUUAUUAGCACAAGCCAGUGCCGAGUGGUGAGCUAAAUGUCUUGUUUAUACAAGAUAUACAAUAAGAAAUGUUUGGUACAGUGUGUUCUCCCUGAGAAGUCAAUGCAGCUUGAGCAUGCCCUGGAACACACUCAGCACAUUUGUUCUGUUCCUCAGGCCGGAUUAUGGGCAGAAAUAUCAUCUUGCUGCCCCACGGCCAACUGCCACAGCUUGGCUGCUGUCUGUGAUGGGUCCCUUUCUCCUGCCUGUAGGGCACAGAGUACCAAGGGGCGAGCAAAUUGCUGUGCUUCCCCAUGAAAAUGAAGGCUUUUGGAUAUCUUCUGGGAGCUGUUUUGGCAGGAACACAGGAAAGAUGCAACGUGGAGAUGAGGUGGUCUGGCAGCCUUCUCUUGAUGCUGGCAGGCUCACUGCUUGCUUUUUGACUCUGCUUCUCUCAGAGAAAAAUGAGUGCUCUUGUUGUGAUGGACUGUGCAGCCUGUCCUGGGGUGUGCUCUCCUCAUGUCUCUUGUGGUUUUGCCUUACCUGUAUGGUGCCUGUAUGUGGAAGGAGCCCAGGGCUGCUCUGUUUAGCAUCACAAACCCUUUGCCCCAGAUACAGUGGUUGACAGAUUGCAGUGUUUACUGAGGUGCCUAACAGAAGCAAUGCUCCCCCGUAUUUCUCAAGAAAUAAGAUGAAAGAAGCAAAUAAAUUCAAAAGAAGCAAGAGUCAAAACAGGGAUUUGCUUAUUGGGAAAGUGCAGGUUUAGUGAGAGGAGGUUCAAGUGAUGCCUAAUCCUGUGAGAUACCCAGCCAGCAGCCGUAAGCUUGGGUGCAUUUCCCUCACCUAACCAGGUGCUUGCAGAUCUUCUCCCACACUAUCAUUUCCACAGCUGUGCUCUGCACCACUCUGCAUCAUUGAAGUGCCCUCACAGGAAGCAGGGCUGGGUUUUGGUGGUCUCAUGUGCAGAAGGAGGUGCAAGUGUGGCUGGAGACAGCAAGGACAGGAGCUGGGAGCUGUACCUCUUCUACAGGGGGAGCCCAGAAGCACCUCCCCGCAGUACUUGUGUCCUCUGUAACCCACGGGAUUUCCAUCCACUCACUCACUCACUCACUCACCCAUCCAUCCAUCCAUCCAUCCAUCCAUCCAUCCAUCCAUCCAUCCAUCCAUCCAUCCAUCCCUCUCCAUGCCCAGGCUGUAAUCCUGCCAGCUUCAAGUGUCAGCCCUUACGUCUGUAGACGGUGGUGUAACUUCCCUCAGCUUCCAAAAACAGACUUUUUUUGCUUUGCUGCCUGUCUGCCCCUGGCAGUAAGCCACUUACAUGGGUGAUAUAACUGCAGUCCUUGCUGAAAUGUUCCUGGGCCCUGGUCUGGAAAGGGAGUGAGCCAGCCCUGCUUGCUGCCUCGCUCAAAUGUUUGCUUUCCAUUUCCUCUGCAGCUGAGAGAGAAUCUGAAUUUGAUACUAUAAGCUCCAGACAGAACACUUUUAAUCCCAAAAACAUUUCACAGGGAUAAACCAGAAUGAUACAGAAGAGGAUGUGGGUCGUAACACUGAUUUUCCUGCUGUGAGAUAGAUCUGAACCUACACCUUCACCCCUCUGACAGCCAAUAGCUCUUCUGUUUGAACAAACAUAGGUAUGCAAAGCUCCACUGUAUCCCCUAAAGACAAGAUCCAGUGUGAGUUUUAGGUUCCAGAAUGCUUGAGUUGAAAUGUUGUAUUGUUUUUGCAGCAAAUAAGAAAGUCAGUUACAAUAUCCAACUCAAUGUGCUGCAGUGGUGCAAAUGUGACAUAUCCCAUGCCAUGCCCUCCCCCUAACCCCUGUGCUUUGCCAGCAGAUGCAUGCAGUCAGCUGGCAGCUCAGGUUGGAUGUGGAGAGCCACUGGCCACAGCCAUCCCUGCCCCACAGUGCCCUGCUUGGCAUGGUGCAGUGCCAUACACAACACACAGCAGCCUUCAAAAAUGACAGAAAACCAUCUGCAUUAAGCAUUAGGACAGUGUCCAAACAUGAAGUCCUUUCGCAAUGGCAGGAAAGUGAAAAUAACGAAUACAAACAGCACAAGGCAUGCAGCUGUGUCAUGACAGUAGGAAAAAUGGAGUAGCUACCACUAUCUCUUGAGAAAGCAAAGUGCUUCAUACGUUGCACGAAAGCAGCUUAAACUCUGUUUCAUCUCAAAUCUUUGGUGAGGUGACGAUUAUAUAGCAUGUUACUGUUCAGGGUCUUGCAGAACAUGGUAGGUGUUCUCUGCAGGUGCUAAGCAGCAUUACUCUGCACUCCUUCAACUGCUAUGGUAAGUAACAUUAGGAAUUUUACACGUUAGGAAAUAGGUCUCAUGACCCUCAUGCUACUAACAGCUGACCUUGCAAACCCCUUCACUGAGUGCAAGAGAUUCCUUCCAAAGUAAGGACAGCAGAAUUUGGUUAUCUACACAAAUCCCUACUGUGGUGAACACGGGGAUUUUAGAGCAUCUUGGAUCCCUUUGUAAAUAGUGUGCUAGAUGUCCUUGUUUUACUGCGCCAGUAAUCUUCCUUUAGAUGAGUAUGUUGUGUACAAUUUGUUCAAGCUUCUGUGGAAGAGGAAUCCACCAUGCGCUAUUCAGUAUGAAGUAAAUGUGUUUGACAAAAGUCUAGAUGGAAAUGUACUUCCAGACCCAGAUAUAAUUCAUGAUAUAAUCAACGUAUCAAAUAAGAGAAAGAUUGUUUUUUCUUUCAAAUGUGUGGUAACAGAUUGUUGUCUGGCAAAGAAAUUAUACAACCUAAGGGAGCUGUUUUCAAGGACAAGUCUGGAAAAAAGAUUGGAGAGCAUGAUACUAAAUGUACUAUAUUAACUGGGGAAGUCCCAUGGACAUCACUGGCUCUCAGCCCAGGAUUUGGCAGUGAUUUCAUUUUGAUCCUCUUCCCCUAAAGGACUGCAAAGAGAUCUUUCCUUCAUCCCGGAAAUGAAAUUACCCAGAAAAGUCAGGAAUGUUUAUUCCUUCAGCUCAAAGUCCAGAUUGGAUCUGAACUGCAAUAAGACUACCUGAUGCAGGGGCUCUUCUGCUGAGGUUUACUUUGCAGGUGAAUCUCUCCAGGAGUUGAGGUACUGGAAAGAUAGGAAUGUUCUAAAUGUUGGGCUUGUCUAUAGCUGCAAGAGUAUCCAGAGCAAACUUCAUGCUGAAGGCAGGAGCAGAUUUUAUCCGUGCCCAAGCUGGUUGGUAGCUCACAUUGUUACUGACUGCUAACGCAACGUUUGGGUUAAGCAAGACUCUCCUCAGGCAAUACCAUCAAAAAUAAAUAAAUAAAUAAAAGAUUUCUGCCAUUUGAAAAGAAGUCAGAGGUUCAUGUGGAACGAACAGGGCGGAUUCAGCACGAGGGCAGGUUGAAUGCCUCUGAAUAAUUGCUGGGGAAUGUAUGCGGGUUUUCCUUGGGUCGCAGAGCAGGCGACAGCGCUGAGAACAUGUUCUGGUGUGCUGGGACACAGAGAGCACGUGGCCUGCCGAGCCACACUGAUGCAGUUGGAGGCACAUGAAGAAUGGUUGUUCCCAGAGCUCCCCCCUGCCGCGGAUCCUGCCAUAAAUCUUUGUUGUGUUGGUGUUGCUACCCGUGCUUGUCUCACAAUCAUUGCCAUAGCCGUGACUUGCAGGGAUGUGUGUUUGAGCAGCUUAAAAGGUAACAGCAAAUCCGGCCACUUCUAACGCUGUGUUUGAACAGCUCAUAAAGAUGUGGUGCAGUGCUGACAGCAUCUGCAGGUGCUUUUCUCUCUCAAGCAAACAAGUUCAACUCAUUUCUACUGACAGAGGAAGCUGCUGCUCAGCCACGCCGUGGCAAAGCAUGCUUUAUUUCCUCACGUAAUCUCACAUCACAGCACAUACUGCUCUGAAGACUGAACGUGCUUGCAGGCAUUUGUUUAGCACAAAGUUCAUUCUGCAAAAGCACGGUGCUUUUGCAAGAAAGCGAUUGUACUUUCAAGUGGUUGGGAAAUACUGAAGGGCAAAUUAAGAACCCUUGCCCCGAAGCCAUUUUGCCAGAUUGCUCUCUUGCUGUAGGCAAUGCCUUAUUUCCUCAUUAGCCUCUUCAAGAAAGCUGAAUGCUCCCAUAAAACUAUUAUGUGCUGGUCUCUGUUAGAAGCUUCAAUCCUAUUAGGAUUUUACUAUCCAGGUGCUUUCCCAUACACUUUUCACUCCUGAUACAACACAUGGAGACUCAGGCUGGGUAGUGCCUUACUGAACAAGGAGCCUCACUAAUUGAGAACAGUGUAUGCAGCUGCUGUGCUCCUGAGUGCCCAUAGGGUAUACAUGGGGAAGGCUGCUCAACUUGGUGAAGCACAGGAGGUCCUCAGUUAAGUCGUUGUCAUUAAGCCAUUGCUUGUUAAAUUCCUCCUCUGGGGGUGGCUUUGCUUUUAUGACCUGUCUUGUCUUUGUGUGUCCUGUGCGUGGAAGGUGUUUAGAAACCGAAGUUUAACCCCUGUUGUGCCCUUGGCUUUCAUGCAUCUCCUGAGCUGAGACUUUGGCAUGAAGAAGGGAGAGAAGGAACAGAAGGAAGGGAUGGGUGUUGGAUGUGAUGGGAGACCGGUGUGCUGGGAACUGCUUGUGCGGCAGGAACGGAGGACUUCAGUCUGUCAAAUGAAAAAGAUGCUCACGCCAGUGACAAUGAUGAGAACUCAGAUCGUGGCAACUGGUCGAACAAAGCUGACUACCUUCUCUCCAUGGUGGGCUACGCCGUGGGCCUGGGCAACGUCUGGCGUUUUCCAUAUCUCACCUACCAGAACGGCGGAGGUGCUUUCCUAAUCCCAUACACAUUGAUGUUGGCAUUAGCUGGCUUGCCUUUAUUUUUCAUGGAAUGCUCCCUUGGGCAGUUUGCCAGCCUAGGCCCCAUUUCCAUCUGGAGAAUAUUACCAUUGUUUCAAGGAGUGGGUGUCACGAUGGUCAUCAUCUCAACGUUUGUGGCAAUCUAUUACAACGUCAUCAUUGCCUAUGCACUCUACUACUUGUUUGCCUCAUUUCAAAAAGUGCUUCCAUGGUCAGAUUGCUUUUCCUGGGCAGAUGAGUUCUGCAGCAAAACACGCCUAGUAAAGGACUGCAGUGCAAUGUUAGGUGGAGAAAUCAUUCAUGCAAACUACUCGUUCAUCACAAGCAACAACCUCACGUGUAUCAAUGGCACCAUCAACUAUAAACCAGUGCAGUUUCCUAGUGAACAGUACUGGAAUAAAGUGGCUCUUCAGCGCUCCACUGGGCUGGACGAGACUGGCAACAUCGUGUGGUACCUGGCCCUCUGCCUGCUCCUGUCCUGGAUGAUCGUUGGAGCUGCCUUGUUUAAAGGCAUAAAAUCUUCUGGAAAGGUUGUCUAUUUUACUGCUCUCUUCCCAUAUGUCAUCCUACUCAUCUUGUUGGUGCGAGGAGCCACCCUGGAAGGUGCUUUGGAUGGCAUUGAAUAUUACAUUGGGAAACAGUCCAACAUCACCAAGUUGAUGGAGGCAGAGGUUUGGAAGGAUGCAGCCACUCAGAUAUUCUACUCCCUCUCUGUGGCAUGGGGUGGACUCGUUGCUUUGUCUUCAUACAACAAGUUCCACAACAACUGCUACUCGGAUGCUAUUUUUGUUUGUGUAACAAACUGCCUCACCAGCGUAUUCGCCGGGUUUGCAAUUUUCUCUGUCCUGGGACAUAUGGCAUUCGUGUUGAAGAGACCUGUCUCAGAGGUCGUGGACUCAGGAUUUGAUCUGGCGUUUGUAGCCUACCCUGAGGCUCUCUCCAAGUUACCAGUUUCCCCUCUUUGGUCCUUCUUAUUUUUCUUCAUGCUUCUGCUUUUGGGCCUUGACUCCCAGUUUGCCACUAUAGAAACACUUACAACCACCAUACAAGAUAUAUAUCCCAAAAUGAUGAAAAAGUUGAGAAUCCCUAUAACCCUGGGUGUGUGUGUAUUGCUCUUCUUUCUUGGUCUGAUCUGUGUUACUCAGGCAGGAAUUUACUGGGUGAACUUAAUAGAUCACUUCUGUGCUGGAUGGGGAAUUCUUUUUGCUGCAGUCCUGGAGAUAAUAGGCAUCGUCUACAUUUAUGGAGGAAACAGAUUUAUUGAAGACAUAGAGAUGAUGAUUGGGAAGAAGAGCUGUUUCUUCUGGAUGUGGUGGAGGAUGUGCUGGUUUUUCAUUACUCCUGUGCUGUUAGUGGCAAUUUUGGUCUGGUCAUUAGUGACGUUUUCAGCUCCCACUUAUGGCUCAGUGCCAUAUCCAACAUGGGGAACUGCUGUUGGCUGGUGUAUGAUCAUCUUCUGUGUCAUCUGGAUUCCCAUUGUGGCUGUUGUAAAAAUAUUUAAAGCAGAAGGAAACCUUUUUCAGCGCAUCGCAAGCUGCUGCAGGCCUACAGCAAACUGGGGUCCCUACCUGGAAUGUCACCGAGGAGAAAGAUACAGCCACGUUGUAACUCCCAAAAAGGAAAAGGAGCAUGAGAUUCCUACUGUGUCCGGCUUUAUGUACAUCCGAGAAUGAGAUGGCUCUUUGGAUGAUCAACUUUUAACAUAGAUGUGUGUUUUCUUUAACUGUUAGAAAGUGACAAUGCAAAACAACAAUCAACCUUCUGCCCUUUCAAGUUCAGCCUUCAGAUGCAAGCAAGCCCCAUUAUUUAUUUGUAGUGUUGUAUUCUUGGGGAAGAACAGACCUUCCCAGGUAACCAGGUCUGAGAGGGCAGGAGGAGGCUUUGCAGCCUCCCCAGGCUGAUGGACCUGGGCAUGCGUGGUCCCAUCCCACCAGUAUCCAGCUGGACUGUGCCUACUGGUGUGGAGAAGAAUAAAAACACACCCUGGUGCUUCCCAGCUACAUGAAAUUGAAGCCAAAAGUUGCUGUACUUGCAUGCACUUCUGUGCUGUGGGCAGCAUGCAGCUCUUCCUUCUGCUGUGCCCUCUGCAGUGCUGUGUGGGGCUGUGCUGUUGCCUGGCCCUGCAGCUCAGGGAACAUGAAGACUUUUUCUUAAAACCUUGCUCAAUGCUGUGAGGCUGCUCAGGAUCUGAUGUUCGCUACACAGUGCGUUCAUUUUGUCUAUGCACCUAAAUAUUGAGUGGCAAGAAGUUGCCAUCACUGGAAAUAAGGCGGUGAGAAGCGGCCUGCUCUAUCGUUAUUUCUCUUGGAGCCCACCAAGUCACCUUUUGUUGUGUCAUGCUCUGUGCCCAGCAUUCAGCCAUUUAUAAUUCAAACAUCCCAUAUCUCCAAUAAUCUGUCCUUGGGCUCUGCAGCCCCCAAUGGCAACCUUUGAUUUCUGCUCUCCAUGCAGCCAGCAAGGCUUGUUCUCUCCUGGGAUUUUCCUUGCAAGGGAAAGCAGAGUGCUUUCUAAGGGUUCAAACAGUGUCAUCAGUCUUUGGAUAGAGCUAGAAGAAGCAGAACCGCCAGGUGAAGGUUAGAAUUGACUUUGUAAUACCAGUAGUCCAACAUUUGCUGAUGUGUGAGAAUACUGAAAAGUGAGGAAGUCUGUGAUGUAUUUGGAAAAGCAGACUUUUGCUUUUACCUUGGAACUAAUGGGAUAGCUGGAGAGCUGACCUCACUCACAAUAGGACUGAAUUCCCCUCUUAAAAAAAAAAACCUCAAAACAAGGCUUUAUGGAAUGAAAGCAUCCAUUUUCUGUGCUGGGGCAUGUCUCUCUCACUGUGAUAAUGGUUCCUCAGGAACAGUGCAGCAGGGUUUCUCAUCCCUUCCUCUCAGGGCUUUGUCACUGUUUCUGAACAUUGAAGGACUGUGGAUCGUGGCUCGUUGCCCAAGACGCACACCUCGCUGUAUGUUUUGUACUGAUUUUUUUUGUGACAAAUCAACACUUGAUUGCAAAUAAAAUGUAAUUUUCUGUUUUUAAUGGCUCUUUGGAGCUGGAAAAUGA
Molecule: messenger RNA, 8550 nt
Organism: Tympanuchus pallidicinctus (lesser prairie-chicken)
Lineage: Eukaryota; Metazoa; Chordata; Aves; Galliformes; Phasianidae
Gene: SLC6A14
Product: solute carrier family 6 member 14
Exons: 16
Coding region: 5403-7178 (591 amino acids)
Biological process (GO): sodium ion transmembrane transport
Cellular component (GO): membrane
Molecular function (GO): L-proline transmembrane transporter activity
Source: RefSeq, a predicted model, not a curated record